AUGAAGGUCACCACUGCAGCUGGAGCUGGGCAUUUCCUGUUGCUGUUCUUUGCCUCCAUCUCGCACUCACCCAUCUGCUCAUCUUUCGGGAACGACACAGAUCGGCUGUCGCUGCUGCAAUUCAAGAACGCGAUCACUCUCGAUCCACACCAAUCCCUCGUCUCCUGGAACGACAGCCAUCACUUCUGCAGCUGGAAAGGUGUGUCGUGCAGCUCCAAGAAUCCACCUCGGGUCACCGCCAUUGAUCUUGCAGAUCAAGGUCUCGUAGGCCAUAUCACUCCUUCACUUGGGAACCUGACAUUCCUCAGGUACCUCGACCUGUCGACGAACAGGCUCGCCGGACAGGUUCCGGCAUCCCUCGGCCGCCUGCGCCGUCUCCGGCGUCUCCACCUCAGCAACAACACGCUGCAGGGGAUCAUACCGAGCUUCGCGAACUGCUCUCACCUCAGGGAGCUAUGGCUGGACAGCAAUGAGCUCGUCGGAAGAAUCCCCGAAGACCUGCCUCUUGGCCUGGAGGAGCUGGACCUCUCGAUCAACAAUCUCUCCGGGACCAUCCCUUCCACGGCCGCCAACAUCACUGCGCUGAGGUACUUCGCCUGCGCGUUCAACGCCAUCGACGGUGGCAUCCCAGGCGAGCUCGCGGCGCUGCGCGGGACGGAGACGCUGGCCGUCGACGUCAACCGGAUGUCAGGUGGGUUCCCAGAGGCGAUCCUGAACAUGUCGGCGCUCACCGUGCUCGGCCUCGCCUCCAACCAUUUCAGCGGCGAGCUGCCGUCCGCCAUCGGCAGCUCUCUUCCAAAUCUCCAGGCGCUCGCUAUUGACAUCAACUUCUUUCAUGGAGAAAUUCCUUCUUCGUUGGCAAAUGCUUCGAACCUGAUCAAGGUCGAUCUGUCUCGAAAUAACUUCAUCGGGGUGGUUCCUGCCUCCAUUGGCAAGCCUGCCAACCUUACAUGGUUGAAUCUUGAGAUGAAUCAGCUUCAUGCUCGUAGCAAGCAAGACUGGGAGUUCAUGGACAGCUUGGCCAACUGCACUCAGCUACAAGUAUUGUCUCUAAUGGGCAAUCAGAUGGAAGGAUAUGUACCAAGCUCAUUAGGAAAUUUUUCAGUUCAGCUUCAGCGUCUUCAGUUGGGACUGAAUAAAUUAUCAGGGAAUUUCCCUUCAGGCAUUGCAAACCUCCCAAACCUGAUAAGUCUUGGACUGGAGUACAACCGGUUUACAGGUUCUGUACCAAGAUGGCUUGGAGGUCUGAAAAAAUUGCAGGUGCUAAGCUUGUAUGACAACAGUUUUACAGGGCAUGUUCCCACAUCCCUUUCUAAUCUAUCACAUUUGACAGAGCUGCUUCUGGACUCAAAUCAGUUUAUUGGAAACAUACCUUCAAGCUUUGGAAAUCUUCAGUUCCUUAGAAAUAUCAACAUUUCUAAUAACAAUCUUCAUGGUAAUUUGCCAAAGAAAAUCUUCAUGAUUCCGACGAUAUCGCAGGUUCUGUUAUCAUUCAACAAUCUCAGUGGAGAACUUCCUACAGAAGUAGGGAAUGCCAGGCAGCUCAUGUAUUUGCAGCUUUCGUCCAAUAAUCUGUCUGGAGAUAUUCCUAGUACUUUGGGUAACUGUGAAAAUCUUCAAGAUGUUGAGCUAGACCAGAAUAAUUUUACUGGAGGUAUUCCUACUUCGUUUAGCAAAUUAAUUAGCCUGAAAUUUCUCGACCUGUCACACAAUAAGUUAAGUGGAUCGAUACCAGUGUCACUUGGUGAUCUUCAGCUUCUUAAUCAGAUAGAUUUGUCAUUCAACCAUCUUACAGGUCAAGUCCCAACUAAAGGGAUCUUCAAGAAUUCAACAGCCAUGCAAAUUGAUGGAAAUAUAGGGCUUUGUGGAGGUGCCCCAGAGUUACACCUACCUGAAUGUCCUAGUACGACUUCAAAUAAAAGUAAACACAAGCUAUAUGUACAACUGAAACUAGUGAUCCCAUUAGCCAGCAUGGUGACAUUUGCCAUUGUGAUAUUGAUCUUGUUUAUGAUCUGGAAGGGAAAUCGAAGGACAAACUCAAUGUCUUUGCCUUCAUUCGGUAGAGAAAUUCCCAAAGUUUCUUAUAGGGAUCUUGCCAGAGCAACUAACGGGUUCUCAACGUCCAAUUUAAUUGGCAAAGGGAGCUACAGUUCAGUAUACCGAGGACAGCUUUUUCAAGACAUAAACGUAGUUGCUAUCAAGGUUUUCAGUCUAGAGACAAGGGGAGCACAAAAGAGCUUCAUUGCAGAGUGUAAUGCUUUGAGAAAUGUGCGGCAUCGCAAUCUAGUUCCUAUCUUAACGGCAUGCUCAAGCAUUGAUUCGAGUGGAAAUGACUUCAAAGCAUUGGUAUAUAAAUACAUGCCACGAGGAGACUUGCAUAAAUUACUGUACUCAACUCCGCGUGAUGAAAGAUCUUCAGAUCUGUGCUAUAUUUCACUGGCCCAAAGGUUAAGCAUUGCAGUUGAUGUGUCUGAUGCAUUGGCAUAUCUACACCACAGCCAUGAAGGAACAAUUGUUCAUUGUGAUCUGAAGCCUAGCAACAUUCUUUUGGAUGAUGAUAUGACAGCUCUUGUUGGAGACUUUGGACUUGCGAAGUUCAAAACUGAUUCCAGAACAUCUUUCGAUAACUCAAAUUCUGCAACAAAUGGCACCAUAGGAUAUGUUGCUCCAGAAUGUGCCACAGGUGGUCAUGUUUCCACUGCUGCAGAUGUGUACAGCUUUGGAGUUGUUCUCCUAGAGAUAUUCAUAAGGAGGCGGCCAACAGAUGACAUAUUCAAGGAUGGAUUGAGCAUUGCAAAGUAUGCAGAGAUCAACAUUCCCGAGAAGAUGCUGCAAAUUGUUGAUCCUCAGCUAGCACAGGAGUUGAGCCUCUCCCAAGAAGAUCCGGUGACUGUCGAUGGAACUGCAGCACAUUGCCUUCUUUCUGUACUGAACAUUGGACUCUGCUGCACCAAGUCAGCCCCGAAUGAGCGCAUCACCAUGCAGGAGGUGGCUGCCAGACUCCAUACAAUCAGGGAUUCAUUUCUCAGAUGAUACCAAAGCAACACUGUCAGUUUCAGUUGUUCUGCUUUGCUUGCUCCAAAAACUAUGAAUAAUCUGUAGAAGACUUUGUUGUUCAUCAUGUAGCUACCAAAUAGCCCAAUGUGCGAUGCGAUUUAAUCAAGAUGAACACUACU
Molecule: messenger RNA, 3176 nt
Organism: Oryza brachyantha (malo sina)
Lineage: Eukaryota; Viridiplantae; Streptophyta; Magnoliopsida; Poales; Poaceae
Product: probable LRR receptor-like serine/threonine-protein kinase At3g47570
Exons: 2
Coding region: 1-3033 (1010 amino acids)
Biological process (GO): protein phosphorylation
Molecular function (GO): protein binding; ATP binding; protein kinase activity
Source: RefSeq, a predicted model, not a curated record